Messenger RNA from Fusarium venenatum, 1596 nucleotides. RefSeq lists its product as uncharacterized. The record is from RefSeq and is a predicted model, not a curated record. NCBI's taxonomy places the organism in Eukaryota, Fungi, Ascomycota, Sordariomycetes, Hypocreales, Nectriaceae.
AUGUCUCAUCUCCCUCAAAACGUCGACGUCUUGAUCGUGGGCAGCGGCAAUGCUGGAUUUGCAGCAGCUCUGUCUGCGGCUGAAAACGGAGCCAAGAACAUUCUAGUCGUAGAUAAGUGUCCCGAAGAAUGGGUUGGUGGCAAUUCUUAUUUCACUGCUGGCGCCUAUCGAAUUGCCCACGGCGGUCUCAACGAUCUGUUACCGUUCGUCAACAAUGUUCCACAUGAGCAGGUGGGAAAGAUCGACCUUGCGCCCUAUACCGAGAAAGAUUUUCAAGAUGAUAUGGAUAGAGUGUGUAUGGGACGUUCAGACCCAGAGCUGGCCAAGACACUCAUUCAAAACUCUAACUCAACUAUCAAAUGGCUCGCUUCAAACGGCAUUCGCUUCCAACUGUCCUUCAAUAGACAGGCAUAUGAGGUUGAUGGGAGGAUUAAGUUUUGGGGAGGUCUUCACAUUAAGACUCAAGAUGGAGGCAAGGGUCUUAUUGAAGACUACCUUGCCGCGAUCAAGAGACGGGGCAUCAAGGUUUCGUGGUCAACAGCGCUCACCGGGCUGCAAAAGCGUGAAAAGGACGACAGCUACGACGUUCAGCUGUUGGUCAAUGGUCGGAGAUGCUCACUGAACGCCAGCGCCGUUGUAUUGGCUGCCGGAGGAUUUGAGUCGAACCCUCAAAUGCGAAGUCAAUUCCUCGGUGCCGGUUGGGACAUGGCCAUGGUCCGCGGAACACCCUACAACACUGGGGAUGUUUUGAAUAUGGCCAUCGAGAAGCUGGGUGCGAAGGCUGUAGGAAACUGGUCUGGGUGCCAUUCCGUUGCCUGGGACGCUAAUGCUGACCCAAAUACUGGCGACCGAGAAGCCUCCAACGAGUACACCAAGUCGGGUUACCCUCUGGGCCUUAUGCUGAAUAUUGAUGGCCAGCGUUUCGUCGACGAAGGUGUGGACUUGAGAAAUUACACUUAUGCAAAGUUUGGUCGGGCUAUUCUCCAGCAGCCAGAACAGCUUGCCUUCCAGGUUUGGGAUUCAAGAACCAUUGACUGGCUACGAAUGGAGGAGUAUCGAGAGGAGCGUGUUGAACGUAUUUUUGCCAAGUCCAUAGAGGAGCUCGCGGAGAAAUGUGGCGAGCGUGGACUUCGAAACACUGCAGCAUUUGUCAACACAAUCCGAGAGUACAAUGAAGCAGUUCACGCGCAUCGUCAAGAAAACCCCGGCGCCAAAUGGGACCCCGCCAUCAGAGACAACGUCUCAACUCAGUCUUCAAAGAAGAAGUUGGCUUUGGCCAAGUCUAAUUGGGCUUUGCCCUUGGAUCAAGGUCCUUACAUGGCAGUCAAGGUGACUUGUGGCAUCACCUUCACCUUUGGAGGUGUCAAGGUCGAUCCUCAAUCUGCUCAAUUGAUCCACGGGUUGACAGGGUCUCCAGUACCGAACGUUUUUAUUGCAGGGGAAAUGGUGGGAGGCUUGUUCUAUUCUAAUUACCCUGGCGGUAGUGGAUUGACAUCUGGCGCAGUCUUUGGAGCGAAAGCUGGGAAGGCUGCUGCCCAGGUCGUGACAGAGCGAAAGCCAUUGCAAACUGGUCAAGCGUUUCCAAGCCGUUUGUAA